Molecule: messenger RNA, 19810 nt
Organism: Rattus norvegicus (Norway rat)
Lineage: Eukaryota; Metazoa; Chordata; Mammalia; Rodentia; Muridae
Source: RefSeq, a predicted model, not a curated record
AGCAACCGGCGCGUCCCCGCCCGGCGGUCAGCUGAUGGGCCGCCCGCGGGGGAGGCCGCGGCUCGAACAUGGCGGCCGAGAUCCACUCCAGGCCGCAGAGCAGCCGCCCGGUGCUGCUGAGCAAGAUUGAGGGCCACCAGGACGCCGUCACCGCAGCGCUUCUCAUCCCCAAGGAGGACGGCGUGAUCACCGCUAGCGAGGACAGAACCAUCAGAGUAUGGCUGAAAAGAGACAGCGGCCAGUACUGGCCCAGCAUCUACCACACAAUGGCCUCUCCUUGCUCUGCCAUGGCUUACCAUCACGACAGCAGACGGGUGUUUGUGGGCCAGGAUAACGGGGCUGUAAUGGAAUUUCACGUUUCUGAAGAUUUUAAUAAAAUGAAUUUUAUCAAGACCUAUCCAGCUCAUCAGAACCGAGUGUCUGCCAUCGUCUUCAGCUUGGCUGCCGAGUGGGUGGUCAGCACGGGCCACGACAAGUGUGUGAGCUGGAUGUGCACGCGCAGCGGGAACAUGCUUGGCCGUCACUUCUUCUCGUCAUGGGCUUCCUGUCUGCAGUACGAUCUGGAUACUCAGCAUGCAUUUGUGGGCGAUUACUCGGGACAGAUCACCCUGCUGAAGCUGGAGCAGAACUCCUGCUCAGUUAUCACCACCCUCAAGGGCCAUGAAGGUAGUAUCGCCUGCCUUUGGUGGGACCCUAUCCAGCGGUUACUCUUCUCAGGAGCAUCCGACAACAGCAUCAUCAUGUGGGACAUCGGGGGUCGGAAAGGCCGAACACUCCUCCUUCAGGGCCACCAUGACAGGGUGCAGUCACUGUGCUACCUGCAGCUCACCAGGCAGCUCGUCUCCUGCUCGGCGGAUGGCGGAAUUGCGGUGUGGAACAUGGAUGUUAGCCGAGAAGAGGCUCCUCAGUGGUUAGAAAGCGAUUCCUGUCAGAAGUGUGAGCAGCCCUUCUUCUGGAAUAUAAAGCAGAUGUGGGACACGAAGACACUGGGGCUGAGGCAGCAUCACUGCAGGAAGUGUGGGCAGGCCGUCUGUGGGAAGUGCAGCAGCAAGAGGUCCAGCUACCCUGUCAUGGGCUUUGAGUUCCAGGUUCGAGUUUGUGAUUCCUGUUAUGACUCCAUCAAAGAUGAGGACCGCACUUCUCUAGCAACGUUUCAUGAAGGAAAACAUAACAUUUCCCAUAUGUCCAUGGACAUUGCGAGGGGACUGAUGGUGACCUGUGGGACAGAUCGUGUUGUAAAGAUAUGGGAUAUGACUCCUGUGGUGGGCUGCAGCCUGGCAACUGGAUUUUCUCCACACUGAUCCUGGAGCUGGAUGUAGUCAUGUGAGCACGUGGAGAAAACAGUGUGACACCACCCCAUAGAUCACAUCUGCUCUGGACCUGAGGCGGACACACCAUGGACAAGACACGUAAGUCCAUUGUCUGCACUGAGCACAGUAGAGAUGUUUGUGGUUUGGGCCAGGGGAGGUGGUUAGGGGAGUGUGAGCUUCAGCUGCAGCCUAGCCUAACUUCUCUAGCACUAUUUCACUUUUGCAUUGUGAAGUUAUAUCUUCUCCUUUCUGAUGACCAGACUAGAGGAAGAGGAACUGGAGCUGGAGAGACGGCUCUGCAGUGCAGGUCCUCUGCUCUUGUGGAGGAAUUAAGGGAAGGGCCCUGAGGAGGGAAUGCAGGCUGUUUGAAUGCACUUGGCCCCUCACAUGAGCCCGUGGCCACACCUCCUUUCAAAACUUGCACGCCAGGCUCCCCUUACGUGUACUCUCUGAUAUUCCCAGUAAUCAAGUUACUGUUAGUGAAAACGCUCUUCAAAAGUUAUGCUGUGCAGUUUUCCUCAAGCUGUUGGAAGGAGAGGAAUUGGAGAGCAGUUCCUGAAAGGCCGAUUGUCUCAGCCAAACCAACGACACUGACGGGGGAGGAAGGCAAGGCACAUGGUCAAGCAGAAAUGUGUUUCUGGAUUGACCGGUGUGAGAUGCUCCCUAAGACACACAAACACACACACACACACACACACACACACACACACACACACACACACAAGUACACACACACAUGCACGCAUACACACACACAAGUACACACACACACACACACACACACACACAAAUAGAAAUACACACACACAAAUACAAAUACACACACACACACACACUCUGUUGAGAUAGGGCUUCAUGCAGUCCAGACAGUCCGCAGACUGUGUAGCCAAUGGCGACCUUUCCUUGGGAUCCUCCUGCCCCUCUUCCCAGUGCUGGGAGUGUGUUGUAAGCUCUUCCCAUGCUGUCGAUUGUCUUCCUUUAGGGCCCUGCAGAGCAUCUAAUAACCCUUUCUCCAGGAGUCCUGCUCUGAUCCCGAGCGAAUCCCAAAUUGCAAUUGUGUACUGAAAAUGUGGCGUACAUGUCCCACGUGUGGUUAUAUUUAUAUAUGAUAAAAAAGUAAUAGUUACUGAUAAGUAAAGUCGGUCAGCCUUGCAGAUGUAAACCCGAACACAAAGCCCCGGUCAGUUGUUUCUUCAAGUAAUAUCCCAGCACCAGCCACCAAACAGCUUCUGUCCCCAUGUUCCAUGGUUUUUCUAACCAGUCUCCCCACUCCUGUCAGUCUGCUGUCACAUCUGAUGCAGCAUGACUCAGAUCAUGCUGUUCUGUAAGCCCAACUCACAACUCUUGUCCCAUCCACAGUAGAAGAAUGCUUUCAUUUUCCUCACCCCUCCUUUCAGCUGUGGUCUCUCAUUCUUAUCUCUUACCUCUGCCCUUGUCAUCAUCUUUCUAACUUGUAAAAUAUUUUAUUUGUGUGUUUGUUUACUUAUUGACAGGGGGGACAAACUUGGCCCCAGGAGCAGGUUUUCCCCCUAUCAUGUGAGGUCCUAGGGUUCGAACUCUGGUCCUCGGUCUCGUUAGUGCCUGCCUUCAUUCUCUGAGCCGUCUUGUCAGCCCCUCCCGCCUCUAUGACUAGGGAGUUUGUGGAUAAGCUCAUGAGCAUAUUGUCAUGCACAGCAACGGUGUUUGCCUGAUGCUUUGAGGAUAUGGGUCAGCGGUAGAGCACUGCCUGGCCAGUGCAGAGUGGACGGAGAGAAACACUUGGCACGGGCCAUGCCUUAGCCACUUAAGUUAAUCAGUAAAGAACAACAGUCCAUCUUCUUUAAAGUAUCGGUGCUAGCCCAGUUUGUGCCAAUCAGCUGCUGUGAAGUGGUGUGCAAGUGAAAAGCAAGUGGUGUGAAUUCGCUCAGGGUGAGCCUGGAGUAGGGCUGCUGGGAGGACAUUUCCUCACAGCCACCCUCCCACCACCUCCCUUCCCUGGCAGGCUGCUGGCACAUUAACCAAAGGCUGGAAGUGGUAUAAGAUAGAGGUAUAAGACAGACUAUAAAGUUGAUGAGCCACAGAGGCCAUGGUGAGGUGUUGGUCUUCCUAAAACAGCAGAGUCUACUUUGGUGGGGGGAGGGGCUUCUUAUCAUGAGGCUGUAAGAACCCACCCUCAGUUUUAUGCUCUUGUGGAUGCUGUCGUAUUUCUUAAGUUAUUUCCACAGAGCUUCAUACCUUCCUCCUAUGAAGUGGUGAUAUCUCUUGUGUUCCCCCUAAAACUGAGCCUACUUCAGUGAAUUUCAGUGGCUCACCAGGCCAGCCUUGGUAACUCUGGGAAACUGGUAGAAGGUAAAACAUGUGAUUCUGAGGCUAGGUCAGAAAAUGGCAUGAAGUUCUCAUCUGUCUGGGAAAACAGCUCCAGCUGACAGCCAGCACAAGCAUCCAGCCUUGUGAGUGUCCCAUCCUGGACAUCCAGCGCAGCCCAGCUUUUUGGUUGCCGUAGAUGCAGCCAGCAACAUCUGGAACGUCAGGAGGCACCAGAAACAGGCACUGCUGUGGGACCCUGCUCUCAGAUUCCUGACCCACAAAAGUGUGGACAAGAAAACAGACUUUUAAAGAGUGUUAGUGUGCUUUGCAGUGUGCAGCGUGGUGUCCUGACAUGUAAAGCCCCAGUCUCCAAGUUCCUCGUUAGAUUCCCAGCAUGCAGAACUGUCUGGAAAGAAGAGCUGUAGCCCACAGUGGUAGAACACAUGUGAGGGGCCACUGCAGAAACCAGUUGCUUUUCCACCAGGGCCAGCUGAAGCCAUUCUCUCCUUCACCUCCUUCCCUCUACUAUCCCAAGACCAAGUUUUGUUUGUUUCUAACCAUAUUGAUUUCGGUUUUGAACCAACAGGCAUGGGAUAACCAAAACAUUAUAUUAACAGAAUAUAGAGGCACUGGAGUUCUACAGUGUUUGUAAAUUAUGCAUGGAGAUUAGAGCAGUGAGAAAAGCUUUGAGUCACUGAAUUUUCUGCAGUCUGCUACAUGUGAUUCUUGUCUUUUAAGCCUGUGUCUUUGUUGACACGCAGUUCACUUGUUGAAAAAACCUUGAGCAUAAAGCAAAGCUCGGCUGUGGUGAGCUUACAUUCUUACAGAGGGAAACAGUGACUCAACAAAUAGAUCACUUGUACAGUGUACCAGAAAGUAAUAAGCGGGAGGAAGCAAACAGAAGGAGCAGGUUUCUAGAGAUGGAAGGCGGAUGGGAGGUGUGGUAGGAGGCGGCUUGCCAAGUUAAACUGUGGUCAGAAUGACACAUGUACAAAGAUUUUAAAGGAGAGAGCAAAGCCAGAAACAAGGAAAACGAUCCAGGGAAGAGAAAACAGCUGACAUGUGUGUUCGGUCUGUCCCCAGACUGCAUGUGACCAAGGAGCUAUGAAUUAAACCAAGCACAAAGUUGUAAACGUGCUUAAAACACUAAGGUUUCUCUUUCUUUUCUUUUUUAACUUAAAACACUUGAUUGCAAACUUCUCAUGCCUGAACUUGUUUACGACAGUGUUAUGAUGUGAUGUCAAAAGGCCAGACACACCUGGAUAGAGCAAGAGGUCCAGGCCUUCACAGCAAGCUUCGCGUGUCUGGAGAAAAGCAAUGAUCUAGAGUGUGUAUAGCCAAAGAAGUGAUGGGGAGCCUCUCCAGAACCUGUGAAAGUCCAGACAAGAGAUACGACACACAAAAGAAGAGAAUGAACUUAUUCACUGUGGUCACAUUUGGGAACAGAAGCAGGGAUCAAAGCCAGGUGUGCUAGCACACACCUUUAAUCCCAGCACUCAGAAGGCAGAGCAGGUGGAGCUCUGAGUUUGAGGCUGACCCAGUCUAUGAAAUGAGUUCUGGGACAGCCAGGGCUGUUACAACCCUGUCUCAAAACCACAAAGGAAAAGACGGCGUUGUCUAUUAACCCCAAGUACAACCUCAGUACACUAACAUGAGGUUUAGGUUUCAAGAGAGCCCAGAGGUAUGCAUAUUUAAGCAGUCCUGGUCAAGAUAUGGUCCUAGCUGUCACUGGUCCACCAUCUCUGAUCCAGUUCAUCCUGCAAGGUAUCCUCAGGGAAGUAUCCAGGUCUGUGUGAAGUCUUCCUGGCAGCCACUUUGUCAUUUUGCUGUCAUGAGCGAAGGCCCUUUGUACUUUCCCUCACAGGAGAUUCUUCGGAGGUUUUAGUGGUUCAGGGGUUCAUUCAGGAAAUGCAGCAGCUGGACAGCACAGUUGUCCCUCUUUAACAUCUCUUUGCCUCUGCCUGGAUGGUGACAAGGUCAGGGCACAGCUUGGAAGACAGCACAACACCAGGAGUUGAGUAUCUCCCACUUCCCGAUGGAGUCGUGAUGAGUCUGGGGUGCCACUUAGUUCCAUUUCUGUUGCUGUGCUGAAGUAUGAUGACUAACAGUAACUGAGGCAAGACUUGUUGCUUUUCCCAUAAUCCUAACUGUCACGGCCAGGGUGUGUCACGAAGUGCCUGUCUGAAUGCUUGGCCCGGAUGGGGGAGCCGGAUCUUCAGCCUCUCGCCAGCAGCAAGGAAUCAGGAAGUACAGCAUGCUCAGAGUUCUCCAGUCCCACCUCUAGCAGGGCUCCACUCCCUAAAGCUCCAUAGCUUUCACACACAGCACAGUGUUCAGUGUUCCCUAUGGGGAACAUUUCCUCAGCCUGCUACGGGCGCUUUUAAACAGUCUUAUCCCUUACCCCUAAGUAAACUUUUGUCUCCAUAAAGCUUGGGUGUCAGCGCCAUGGAUUUAAUGAAGGUUUUGGGUUGUGUUGUUUUGUCUGUUUGUUGUGCUUUGUUUUUAACUCACAUUUCAAGUAUAACUUGUGAAAAUCAACAAAUAAAAAUUACCAAAUGUAUAUUGUAGCCAAGAAUCAAAGUGCCUAUCUUAAUUCCUAGCCUGGGAGAAGUUAAACCAGGAAGACCAUGUGCUCCUGUCUCAAGAAAACAAAAUUAAACAAACAAAAGAUACUUCAAUUUCUUUCACAAUCUUUAUGUGGAAUUAUAACAAAAUUUAAAUUUCUAAUUACACCAUAAUUUAUUUGUGCCUGGUAUCUGGAAAUGUGAGAUAGAUACAUUUCAUGAUGUUGGAAGUAAAACUAACAGAUUCAAGAGCCUGGUGAGAACGUGGCAGUCUUUAAUACACAGUCCCGCAGGAAGGGAUGCUAGCACAGAGAAAGGGCAGAAAUGCUGGUGCACUUACUUAAUGCAUGAUUGGUCUUAAAGUGCCCUGGUGGUGAUCAAUCCCUGUCCUCCCAUUGGCUGGGACUUGCCCCUUCCCCAAACUCUCCAUCUUGUUGGUUUAGCACUCAGAUAAUUAUUUAUUACUAAUUAAGUAAUCUGGAGCGUGAGCCUGCCCCCCCCCCUUCUGAUUUUGGGCUCUGUCACUUAGCAGACUGACUGUAAUGUUCCAUUGCUCUGACUUCCGAGAUAGUCGGCCUGUGCUGCCAGCCAGGAGAGGUGCCGAGGACCUCCUGCUCAUGUCUAACUCUGAUGAACUCUAAGUACACAUUCUAUUGAAAAUGGAUGAUCACAAUCUAUUUCUUACAAAAUGGAUUCUCAGAAUUAUAAAGAAAACAUUUAAAUGUCCCUUGCAAAUAUUAAGCAGAUGAUAGUUGGGUGAGUUUGAACCAUUCAUGGGAAGAUGGGAAGAAGAAACUUUACUCUUCUGAUUUCCAACAGGCAGUAGAUGAAGACAGCCUUCUGAGGAGUCUAGCAUUGUCUGUGUUCAAUUGUAUUCAUGGAUGACAGUAUCCAGCUAAGCAUCUAAUUCGCAAAUGCAUUGCAGUUUUACAAAUGCUCUUGCCCAUCACAAACUUGCCUCUGUGCUCAGUCAUUUCAGUUACUCUUACAUCUCUCAACUUAAACAAUCUGCUCUCUCUUCAUGAGGGCAGUGGAGUCUCAGCACAUGCAGUAUUGAUGUAUUUACACCGCUUGCCAGUAUCUCAAAAGCCAAGGCACAGCCCUAUACAGAGGUGAGUGGAUUCAGAAGGCAAACACCAUUACAGAUGUUACCUGGUGCUUGCCCCUGGUAUCUGGAGACUGGCGCUUAAUGGGAUGUAAUGGGCAGUUCACCUAUGCCUAGUAAGUCUUAAAGCCUAGCUACUUUCUUCUGGUAUCAAGGGGCCUUAUGAGAGUUAAUUCAGCAAAAAUAAACAUCUGUCAUAGGCAUUUCUGGUGACGUGAAAGAAAAUUAGGUGUUACAGAAACGGGUUGGUGAAUCUCGUUACUAGAGGUUGUAGGACCAAAGCCUGGGCUCUCGCAGCCACAACAAGCUAACUUGGCCAUCCAUCAUCAACAGGCCAAUCGAAGAGAUGCGUAAUAGUGAAAAGCACAAAAAAGAGAUUUAUUCAAAGUUGCCAUGUUGGGAAGGAGAACAAAUAGUGACCCUGUCAAGUUCAUCACGGGGUCCUGACACAAGGUUUAGGCAGAGGGCAAGAAUAUUCAUAAUAACAAUCAGUCAAAGUCCGCUGUGGUUCUGUCCAUCUGAGCCAUCCUCAUCAAAGCCUCUCCAAGGUGGUUUACAACUUGUCAGCACUGUCUGAGAUACCUUCCUGGGUGAAGUUUCUCCUCAGGCUGGAAUCAGGCCUCCAACUUUUCCCUUCUACCAGCAGGAGAUCCCUGAAGAAGUUACAAUUCCGAAGUUCGAUGAAGUUUUUAUUAUAACACAACAAAGAAACUCAGAAAUUAAGACCCUUUUUCAGAUAGCAUUGGUUGAAAACAGAGGCAUGGGAAGACCUCUGUUACAGCCUCAGAUGCCACCUGAUGGCAUUCAGCUUUUGGUGGGUAGUUACUAGUGGUGGACUACAUUAAUAUGUAGUGGAGGAAAGUCAGUCCUGCCUGUGUACAUUCCAAGGAUUGACCUAGUGGUCACAAAGCUGUUAGGUACAAAGAACAGUAAGAGCUAAAGAUGACCCAAGAAAAUUUGGCCCGGGCUUUGCAACAUUCUAAACCCUCCAGUCAUUUAAGUUGUAUUUGGUUAGUCAGCCUUGAAGAAGAGUCAUCUUGGAGGUUGUAGCUUUUUCCUGGAAUUUUCUCUCAUAUAAGCAAGGUAUGUCUCGCCUCUGUAAGUAUAACUUUUAUUUGCCAGAUGUAAUUGUUGUCUUGGAGGUUACUGCUGAAUAACUCACCACCCCUUCUAGCUCUUUCUGAACUCUGCCUGGCUGGUUCAACUCGGCUAUUCUGGUGAAAACUCCUCUUCAAACCGACUGAUCCAAUAUGGCUUCUCUAGCUUCUCACUGAAUUGUUCUGCUUGACCUCAAAUUAACUCCGACAAUCUGUUUUAAUCUUCUGGCUCCUUCUCAUCCUCUGACUCCUUCUGUCUUCACCUGUAACCUAUCUCUGUAAAACUGCUCUUUCUAAGUUGCCUCUCUUUCCUGUCUUUGUGAUAGUUGGGCAUAUGAUAUCACUCACUUAUUCUAUCAAAUCUUUCUCUGACCCAUCAUUUUGUCUGCCCUUCAACUCAAUGCCACUCUCAAACACUGAUGCUUCCUCCUGCAAACUAACCUUACCUACACUGUUUGAGAUUACAGGUGUGUACUAAGGGUGUGUUUAUAUUCUAGCCAGAGGGAUUAAAGGUGCGUGUCAUGUCUGCAUUCCAGCAGGAUCACUCAGAUGUAGGUCUUUAGAUGUGAUCCCUUGUCCUAGAAGCCAUAUUGUUGGCUAAAAAUUCCUCUACAAGCCACAACAGGCUAAACAGCAUCCAUUGUAGUUGACCAUAUUGGGAGAAAGAACAAAUCAGAGGUCUAGUAACACCUCCCUCCCCCAGCCCAUCUUCAGGGUCCUGACAUGAGGUUUAGGUUUACAUAGACUUGGUUGAGUGUGGUCCCGCCCAUCACUGCUUUGUCAUUGUCCAGGCUCCAAUCUCUCAUGUAAAAUAAUCUGACAAGUUCUCAGAACUGUGAAACGUCUUUAAGAGAAAAGCUCUCCUCUGGCUGGCACCAGUCUUCAGGUUUUCCUUUCUCCAGCAUGAGAUACCUAGAAAAUUCCAGAUUUGGGGGGCACUUGUUUAGUAGUCUGCUAUCCAAUGAAAGGGUUUUAAACAUUCCUUUGAGAUAUCUUCAUUCCAAAAUAAGAUAUCGCGGCUCAAGACAGUAAUUCUGGUACUUGGAGCUCUGAGCUCAAGGCAAGCCUAGGCUCUACAAUGAAUGCCAGGCCAGCCAGGGAUGCAGAGUGAGACACUAUCUUCAAGCAGGCAGGCAGGCCAGCCAGCCAACAAACCAAAAGCAAUCAACAAACAAAACCCCAACUUUAUUCAUACUCCUGGAAUCUAGGAAUUGUUCAAGGAAUGAUAGCAUCUUGAACAUCAGAAUUUUUUAAAAUUUUUUCACUAAUAUUAGAAAGUUUCAUUUUGUUAUCAAAUGGAUUUUUUUUACUCAACAUUGAAUUUUGGGUUCUCAUAUUUGAAUGAAGAACUUAAUCCAUUCUGAUUCAUUUCUUUGUGACUUUUUUCUUUCUUCCUUUGGGAUAGGGUUUCUCUGGGUAGCCCUAGCUGUCUUGGAAAUCGAUCUGUAGACCAGGCUGACCUUGAAGUCACAAAGCCACCUUCCUCCGCCUCCUGAAUGCUGGGAUUAAAUGCAUGCAUGACCACACUCCUUUGUUUUAUUCUUAUCCUAGUUUGGUUUCUAUUGCUGUGAUAAAGAUUAUGACUAAAGGCAACCUGGGAAAAAGCUGUUUAUCUUAGCUUAUCAUAUUUCAUUGCAAAGUGAAGUCAUAGUUUGUAUUACCAUAGCCACCUGGGCCCUCCGGUGUCAAUCAUUGACUAAGAAAAUGCCUCACAGACUUGCCUACAGAACAGAUUGAUGGAGUCAAUUCCUCAACUGGGAUUCCCUCUUUCCCAAUAUUUCUAGGUUUGUGUCAAGGUGACCGGGAAAAAAAGCGUAAAAUGUUCUUUUAUUGUAUUGUAUAAUGACUACUGUGACCACUGUGGUGGUUUGAUCGGUAUGGCCCCCAUAGACUCGGAUGUUUGAAUGUUUGGCUAUAGAGAGUGGCACUAUUAAGAGGUGUGGCCUUGUUGGAAGAAGUGUGUCUCUAUAGAGGUGGGCUUUGAGGUUAUAUAUGCUAAAGCCACACCCAGUGUGAUACACAGUCUCCUGCUGCAGCAUGGAAAUCAAGAUGUAAUGCUUUUGGGGCUGGGGAUUUAGCUCAGCGGUAGAGCGCUUGCCUAGGAAGCGCAAGGCCCUGGGUUCGGUCCCCAGCUCCGGGAAAAAAAAAAAGAAAAAAAAAUCUCUUGAAGAUGUAAUGCUUUUGUGUCAUGGUAUCUCUUCACAGCAAUAAAACCCUAACUAAGACAGCUACAAGAAAAAAAGUAGGAUCUUCUCUUUACUGAAGAGUAAACUGCCAAGGGAAUGUCUUCAGAUGAAUUCUUUCCCUCAGUAUGCACUCAGUAGAUUCCCAGAACUGACUAUCUGUGUCUUUGCAUUCUGGGCAGUGUCCCUGUCUCCAGGGCAUUUUCUUUGUUCUCUUUGUGUUACUGUCUCUGAUGGGUCUUCCAGUUUCCCCCUCAUUUCCUGGUUUCCAUCUCUUUGUCAUCGGCUCUAUUUUCUGAAUGAUUUCUUCUGUUUUAUGUUACAAUUCUCAAUGGGAACAUUUCAUUUUUGCCUUUAGAUAUGCGGUUUCCGAGAACUCUUUGUUAUUCUCUGAAUUUUCAGAACAACUUCACCCACUGUCCUCUGUUCACAAGUGCAAAAACCCUGCUGUCUUCCUGCAGAAUCAGAGGGCAGCUUCCUGUUGUCUUGUCUUUGGUUUUGUUCCCAUCUGUCCUCUCUACAGUCCCUGCCUGUUUCUGCCUGUCAUUCACAGAAAGAGUGACACUGGCUGUGGGCUCAUAUUUCAAAACAGUACCGAGAAGCUAACAUCAUUGCACUUUGUGGGGACAUCUGUCUGGGGAACUCCCAGUGGUCCUGGUCUGUGGAUCUGAAGUUUCCCAGUCUCUGUCUGGGACUUAUGAAACCCAGGUCUCUGGAGGUUGAGUUAGUGAAUCAGGUAAGAAGGUGGCACCUCAUAGUUCCAGACGUAGAAAUGUACAGGAUCUGUUUUCUGAGUCCUAAGAUAGAAAAGAGAGUUGGUAGGGCCAAUUACUUCUCAUCCACUCCCCUUGCUCAUCUCACAGACACCAGCUAAUGUUAGGGUUAUAGGAGAGUGGCCAUGUUCUUAUGACCUGGAAGAAAGAAACAUACCUAGCAGUUAGUAAAGAGAAUUUAAAGCAGACCACAUCUCCAAGUCUUUACCCUCUCUCGGUCCCACUCUCUUGGCCACUACUGUAAUCUCACCUUGACCCUAGUCUUCAGAGAUCACCUUCAGCCCAGGUACCUGAGUCCUCUACACUACUGUCUUUGGAUUUCAUUGAUCUCCACACGUCAGCUAACCAAAAGCUCCUAUAUUUCUGUGAUUACAAACUGUCCUUUUAAAAAAUACUUUCAUCUUUUAAAAUUAUUUUUAAAUUAAUUUUUCCAAUUUAAUUUUACUUUCAGAACAAUAGGUUUUGUUACAAUAUUCUCAUACUUGUAUAUCAUUGUACUUUACUCAUUUUUCAUACACUGGGAGCAAAUUUAUUUUUAUUUUAUUUUUAAUUAAAUUUUUAAUUUUGAUUAUUUUAUGUAUGUGAGUACACUGUCGCUGUCUUCAGACACACCAGAAGAGGGCAUCAGAUCCCAUUACAGAUGGUUGUGAGCCACCAUGUGGCUGCUGGGAAAUGAAUUCAGGAUCUCUGGAAGAGCAAUCAGUGCUCUUAACCACUGAGCCAUCUCUCCUGCCCAUUUCUAUUAUUAUUAUUAUUUAUUAUUUAUUAUUAUUAGUCCUUUUAGAAAUUUUAGGAAAAAUUCAAGAGAAGGUAUGUGAUGCAAAAUGAAUAUUUUGACUGCCUUGCUUAUGUGCUUGUUUACACACACAUGCCCAAGAAUGUAUUAAAGAUGCAGAGAGAAGAAUAUGAUUUGGAAACUAGGUAUAGCCCAUUGUGGUCAAAGAUCCUCUAGAAGUGCAAAUGUAAGCAACAGUAUUUUUCAUUUCUAAUAUAUAACUUCUUAUAUUGGUUCCUUAUAAAUACAGUCUUUAAAAAGAAACCUUGAGGGCUGGAGAGAUGGCUCAGCGGUUAAGAGCACCCGACUGCUCUUCCAGAGGUCAUGAGUUCAAUUCCCAGCAACCACAUGGUGGCUCACAACCAUCUGUAAAGAGAUCCGAUACCCUCUUCUGGUGUGUCUGAAGACAGCUACAGUGUACUUAUAUAUAAUAAAUAAAUAAAUCUUUAAAAAGAAACCUUGAGGAAGAAAGUUCCCUUCCACCUUACUGUGUUUACAUAAAAAUAAAGUUGAGAUUGUGCGCCUUGAUAGGAUUGCAUUUUAUACCCGAAGAAUUAAGAGGCACAGAACAUGUAUCUUCUUGUAGCUGUUUCUUGAUUCAACAGUUGCACUUUCGCAGGGGAAGAAUUAGGGCAUUCACUUGGAUACACAAUGUUUCCAGUGUUCUACAGUUCCCUUUGCAAUUCCUUUAUUUAAUUUUAGGCAGUUCACUUAAAAAUUCGAACCAGGGCUGAACUAAUCUCUCUGUUCAAAAACAAUAUUUGCCAUCAGCCUAGAUUUUAGAUUUUAUUUAGUCCACACCUGUCUGGAUACAAGGUUGUACAAAUAUUUGCUGUCAGUAUAUGAGUUGAGACCACAUAUUUGAGGGCAAACCUGUGUAGAUGUCCAGAGGGAUGCACCGCCCCCCCCCCCCAACGAUGUUGCCUAUCAGUUUUUAGAUGGCUUGCUAUUUCUGCUUCUUUUGUGUGAGGCCCAGUAUUGGGUCACCUGAGUGGAGUUGAAGAGGAUGGGGGCAGGGACUGCUGAUAGGCCAUGUCAUUCUUUUCCAAUGCCUGUACUAAAUUGUUUGCCUGGACUAUUUUGUUUAAUCCUUUCACAAAAGCUCCAAGUUAGCAAUUAUUUCUAUUCCCAUUUCACAGAUAGCAAAGGAUUUCUCAAACUCUACCUUUUCUGACUCCAAAACGUAUCCUCAUACUCUUCCUAGGAAUUCUGGGAUGCAAAAUUAUCUAAGAAGCAUUAAGGCACACCUGCAAGUGGGCAUAAGGUAGAAAUAGCUUGAACCUGGGCUUUGGACCCAUAUUCAACGGUCUUCAAACUCCAUCUCUGGGUAUCCCUGGCUAUGUUACCAUAGCGACAAGCCAUGCAACCACUGUGGACACUGUCUAUUCUCAUCUCCUGUGGAAUGUGUACAUAAGGAAGACUAAAACAUGUAAAGUUGUGGUGGCUGCCCUGGGAUCUGUUAUAGAAAAUGUCUAUUAUUUUCCUCUUCUUCCUUCUUUCUCUUGGAAGUGACAGGGGUGACUUCAGAUUUGAAGUUGCUUUGGCAAGGGGAUAUGGAAUAAACAGAGCCUAGGUUGGGAGACUAGGAGACCAAGCUCACUUUGUGAGGGGCGUUGAGGUAUCUGGUCUAGCCUCAUCCUAAGUCCCUUGUUUAUGGCCUUGGAAGAUGACGGGGUGCUUUCACAGAAGGUGUACCCUGGGCAAUGCCACACACAAAUUCUCAGACCCAAAUCUUGAGAGUCUUAUCUAGUUUCUUGAAGAAGGGACACAUGCAGACUGAAGAAGGCUGGGGUUUGGAAGACGCUGCUCCCCAAGGCUAGUGGGUGCUAAGGGAGAGAAACCCUCCAGGGACAGGGGAUAGAACUGUAAGAUUGAGAACUUCCAGAACCCAGAAGCAUUGCAAGGUACUGGGACAAUAUGGAGGCUCUCCCAAGAGGGGUCUUGAUGUGAGUUUCAUCUUGGUUCAGUCAGGAUGUCCCCACUGAACACAAAUGUUGCAGGAUAUUGGCUCAAACUGUGAACCCUGAGAUUGGGUUAUUUACUAGAAAAACUUGCUUUUAGUUGUGGUGUGGCUUAAUCUUAGCACACACCGUUAAUCCACGAGCUUUCUGCAUCAAUAUCAUAAACAGGAUUAAAUAAAGUCAACUGUGGAUUAAGAGGCAGAGCAAGCAACCAGUUAACAGGAAGUGAACAUGGAAUUAUUAAGAAAAAAAAAAACAUAGAGGGCUGGAGAGAUGGCUCAGCAGUUUAGAGCUCUGACUGCUCUUCCAGAGGUCCUGAGUUCAAUUCCCAGCAACCACAUGGUGGCUCACAACCAUCUGCAAUGGGAUAUGAUGCCCUCUUCUGGUGUGUCUGAAGAUAGCAACAGUGUACUCAUAUACAUAAAAUAAAUAUUUUUAAAAAAGAAAGAAAAAGAACAUAGUAAGAAGGAGUCAGGAGUAUGGAUAGAGAUGCACAGGAAACAGAAGGGAGGGACAUUUAGUUUGAGGGGUUUUUGAGGCAAGAGAGAGGGCAUUCCUGAUGGGUCAACUGAGGAGGAAGGUCAGCUGGGUGCUUUCUCUAACUCUCUGAGCUAGCAGGCUUUCCCUCCAGCCUCUGGCUCCUGAGUCUUCAUUGGUAAAAUUCAAUGUCAAAAAAAAAAAAUAACACUCAAGUGCUGUGGCUUGGGGAAGAAAUUAGAAGGCACAAUGACUGUGGGUUUCUGGUUGAUUCUCCAGAGCAAUGUGUCUUCUGAUCAUGUUUCUAUCAGAUGGGGAGAAAACUUACCUCCAGAGAAUACUGUAGCAAACAUGUAAUGUCCUAUUGCCUAUAGGAUACUUUCAGCAUGGCCUGCCACCUGUACCCUCUAUUGAAAUCUAUUCUUACAUGCUGGGCUGGGUCAGAUCAGCAACUCAUAGCCUAAUAGGCAUUGGUGCGAUGGGAUCAGGGGCUUUGCUCUUUGACAUCUAAUCAAGGCAAGGAUGGUACGAAGUGGAACCCAGAUUCAGUUUCCAGUCCUGAGAGAUGAAGCUUGAGAAACCCACAUUACCUCUCGGGCUUCAAGACUGGCUCACUCUUCUCAGAUUGCCCUCUGAUCUUUCAUAGGCCUCUUCAUUUGAGGACAGCCCAUACUGUGAUGGCAGUGACCCAGCCUCGCAACCAGGGCUGCACAGGAUGGCAGGCUUGGAGAAACUGCAGUGACAAGGUCUUGAAAAAAAAUUAAAUUGCAUCAGAAGCCCCCCCGGGGAGAUCACAAAAUCCUGUUCCUCAGAUUUGGAAAGGCACCAACCAUACAUACUCACAAAGUCAGUAAAGAUGUUCUUGAGACCCUAGUACAUAAAGAAUAUUUACCCUGAGUUGGGGAUUUAGCUCAGUGGUAGAGUGCUUGCUUGCAAGGCCCUGGGUUCCGGUCCCCAGCUCUGAAAAAAAAAGAAUAUUUACCCCAUAUCACAUUUAAUUUGCUUUAGAAAAAAAUGUCAGUUGGGGAGUAGGGGGAGAAAAAGAUGGAGAGAAUAAAAAAGAUAGGGGGGAAAAAAGCAAGAAAAAAAAAAAGCAUUACUGGCUGCUAUUACUCAUGAUGAACACUAGAUGUCGCCACCACCAUGCUUUGAUCUAAAAAAAAGACGGCCUUUAACUCUCCCAAAACUCUUAGAACCUAGUUUCUAAAAUUGAAGACAAACCCAAAACAUGAUUCUUCUUCCUUCUGAUCUUCAUUUGAUCAGACAUUCAACUCUAAGCUAAUAUCCAGAUGCAAUUUUGUCUGGAAGUGUAGAUUUGAAGCAGGACCAUCUUGUUCAAUGUUGAGUGAAGACUGGAUAGCAGCAAUGAAAACCUGCGGGGCAGUCCGGAUAACCACGCCCCAAGAGAGAGGGAUUCCGAAUGCUGUGCGUUGAGUUGUGGGAUGGGCCCCUGCCCGCACCAGGCUCGGGCAUAAGGAUCUCCUUUGCCAAUGAAUUCAAAGGUAAAUGGUAAGAGAGGGUGGGCCAAGAAAUAAUAUCAUAACUGCUGUUCUGAGAUGCUUAAGGAGUUUGUGCUCCUACAACCCUCCCCUCCGACCCCCAGCUUUUUACCAGCAUCCAUUAAGGCCAGCCUCACCUAGGACCAAGAUCUACCGUCUGCCCUCUGUGUGCUCCUGCCCUAACUAUCUUCAUUCAGACCCUCCCUCCCUCCCAACACACCCCUCACUGGCCCCCUUCCGAUGUCAAGUUAAAUACCCUCCUUCAGAGUCUCCUCUUGAAUUCCCCAGACAAGUAUGUUUCCCACCCUUCUUAUUCCUGCCCCUGGCUUUAUCAAUCCUGGACCUUACCCGUGCUAUUUCUGUUACGGACGGCUCGCCUGUUGCCUUCACACCUAGAUUAUAUUAUAUGUAUGGCAGAAGUACCAGCCCUACCCCAUACCUGUGCGUGUGAGACUGACCUGCACCAUGCGAGCCCAGAGAACAGACUAGAAAGAACUUUAUCAGGUUUAGCAAGGAAACGACGGAUGCCUGUGAGCACUACUAGAGACCACCUCUAGUAGUCUAAUAAUUAACCCAUUUAUUAAUUAAUAAAUAAUCCAAGGGCUGAAGUCAUUGAUACUUUAAAAUGGAGCAUAUUAAUAAGCUAGAUUCUUUAUGCUCUUUGGCAUGUCAGAGCGAACUAUGUCCCCUGCCUUGAAGCUGCUGUUGUCUACCCGGUCAGGCCUUCUUAUCAGGGUUUGAUUGGAAGCAAAUUACUGGGUAGUUGGGACAAAGUUAACUGAAAAUUAACUCACAUAGGAGCUUGUUGCACGAAGUAGAGAAGGGAAGUCAGAACCUGAGCCCUGUUAUGGAACUUCUGUGCAGGUCCGAGUGUGAACUACAUCCUGGUGCAACAGAGAGAGCUUCGUGAAGUGUGGUAGCAGCCCGACCUGUUAACUUUUUUUUUUCUCCAGAGCUGAGGACCGAACCCAGGGCCUUGUGCUUGCUAGGCAAGCGCUCUACCACUGAGCUAAAUCCCCAAACCAUCCUGUUAACUUUUUAAAAGAUUUAUUUAGUUACUUUUAUGUGCCUCGGUAUUUUGUCUGUAUGUACAUCUGUGUGAAAGUGUCUGAUCCGCUGGAACUGGAGUUACAGACAGUUGUGAGCUGCCGUGUGGGUGCCCGGAAUUGAAUCUUGAGUUCUCUGGAAAAGCGAUCAGUGCUCUUAAUCACUGAGCUAUCUCUUCAGUCCUCAGAGCUGUUAACUUUUAUUUAGUGUGUCUAGAUACUAGCGUCUUAUCGAGCCCUCUCAGUGUAUUGUGGUUAGCUCUCACGGUGAUGUUGAGUCAGCCGCUGCUAAGGACUCCAUGUACAGAUGAGAGAGCUUGGGCAGAGCCAACACACAGCAAGACAGAACAGAAACCGGAGCUUUGCGGCCACUGCCACCUCACCAUGAGCCUUUGGACUGACCUGUACCUGUGUUCUACGGGGCCAGUCGAGCUGGGCGGUGAAGCUGUUGGGUGUCCUCAGUGGUUCCUUAUAAAGUUUGAGCCUCACUGGCUGUGAGGAGAGAGACUGACAUCUCAUGGCAUCUCUUAAGCCUUAUAGUGUGUUUGAGUUCUGCCUUGUAGUCAGAGAGACUCGUAACUGUGCAUGAGACAUCAACUCCAUGCACAAGGUGGAUAGAGUGUGCAGGACAGGUGAGCCUCUUCAGAACUCUCUCACAAGGGACUGGAGGUGCACUGAUCUGGCUCUCAAGGUUCUGGAUUCAAUCCACAGAAAAGCCAAGUCCUCCUCCCCAGAAACUCUCCCACAGACAUGGAACAUUUAUGUCUGAUUAGCCUGGUAGAUGCCCCUCAAAGAUGAAUGUGUCAAAGGCUUAGUACACUGGGAGAUGACACAAUCUCUAGGAAAUGGGAGCAUGCCCUCGGAAGGGAUUGUGGGACACAGUCUCUUUGGUCAGUUUUGCUCAUACUCUGUCCAUUGUAAUAUACACCCUCUUCAGAGGCCCAAAGCAAUGAGGUUGCUGGAUCAUAGAUUAAACCUUCAAGGCAGAAAGAGACACUAAACCACAUUCCUAUGUGCAUUGUUUGCCUCCUGUGUGUGUGUGUGUGUGUGUUUAUAUGAGUGUGAGUGUGUAUAAGUGUGAGUAUGUGUGCACUUGUGUGUGAAUGUGAGUGUGUAUGUGUGUGUGUGUAUGUGUGUGUGUGUGUGUGGUUUUGUUUUGCAAUAGGGUCUCAUUGUGUAACCUAGGCUUUUUUUUUUUUUUUUUAAUUUGCCAUUCCCCUGCCUCAGCUUCUAGAGUAUUGAAUUAGAGCUGUGAGCUAGCAUAGCAAAGCUGUCAGAAGACUGUUGUUCGUCUGUUUGUUGGAGAUGGGGUCUGAUACUCUCGCCCACCCCCAGGCUGUCCUUGAACUGACUAUAUAGCAAAGUGUGCUGCUUCCGCUUCCUGAUGUAGACUUCCAAUCUCAGCUCAGUGAGAGAUCGGAACACAUUUCGCCCUUCCGAGUCUCCGUUCCCCCAAACACAAGGAUAAACAGAAUAUCUGGGACAACCUCGGCUUGUAAUGAGUGGCAUGUAAAGAAAAACAAGGGGCAGGCAAGACUGUGGCUAAUGAAGGAAGCUUCUUCAUCAGCCCCUAAUGUCAGUCUACUCUUGGUAACCACAGCUGUAGUUACUGAGUACAGACCACGUAAUGCUGCCAGUGUCUGUAGACAUAUAGGAGUUAGUACCCCUCUUUUACAUACGAGGAGACAGAGGUGGAGGGGUAAGUAUUUUGUGUGAUCAUUUGAUUAGUAGGAGAGGCCUAAUGGUCACUUCAGGCAUCUGGCUACCGUGCCUCCUGUGAGGUCAGCUCAGAGCCAGGACAGGUAUGUAGAACUGCAUUAUCUCAGAGAGGGAUUUGUUCUCAACCUUUCCCCUGUCCCAAUGCACCUGAGGCUAAGUGACUUUGUUCUGACCUUCUUCCUACUCUGCUCUAGAUUUUGAACUACUGUCCCGAGGUUCAGUCCAUUUCCCAGUGCAUGAAUUUACCCAGCCUUUAUGGAUCCGUAAGAUUGCUAGGGAAAUUGAUCUUCCCAAACAAAGGGUGUUACCAGGACUGACAGCUAUGUUUGAGUUGAAUUUAAAUAUUACCAGCCAGUCAUGGUGACACAUGCCUGUAGUCUCAGCAAUUUGAACUGAAGCAGAUGCAGGAGGAUUGUGAAUCUGAAGUCAACCUGAGUCACUUAGCAAGACCUUAUAUCAAAACAAACAAACCAAAAUAAAACACAUUCCUUAGCAGCUGACAACUCAGACACCAAGGUGGCAACACGGAUGAGGCCAGACUUAAGGGCCUUAUGUAUGGCUGAGGCUGCCUCUCCUGCGUACUCCUUAUUCGGACCCCAAUAGCUUUUACAUCUUAGGACACUCAUUCAUAUUCCCUACAACUUGAAAUUGUAGUCUUUACGACUGCCCAGAAAUUACUAGGUGUUUAAGAGGUUGGGAUUUGUUUGAAUAUUCAGAACGCCAAAGCGGGAUGGCCAUGGGGGAAGGGAGUGUCAGCCGAAGUCAGAGCAGAAUGGGAUCCUCAGGUAGGAGCAACGCUAAUCCCCUGAACAUCUAGAGCUGAGAAGGGAAGUCUCCCAGCACCGACUGCAAUGUCAAAUCAAAGCGGAUUCUCACACAGGAAUGUGUUCCCAUGAUUUCAGAGGCUCUACAUCUCUGUGCCCACGACCACAGAGGGCAUGGUGCAUCUUUUUUUUAAAGAUUUUUUUUUUUUUUAUUAACUUGAGUAUUUCUUAUAUACAUUUCGAGUGUUAUU